This is a messenger RNA of Dendronephthya gigantea, 1266 nucleotides long. RefSeq lists its product as uncharacterized. Bases 1 to 1266 code for a protein of 421 amino acids. Lineage: Eukaryota; Metazoa; Cnidaria; Anthozoa; Malacalcyonacea; Nephtheidae. The record is from RefSeq and is a predicted model, not a curated record. The transcript has a single exon.
AUGCCAUACAAGUGCGCUGUGGCGCAAUGUAAACAUAAAAGCUGGAUAAACAAGACAUUAAAGUUCUACAGCUUUCCAAAAAAUGAUACGCUACGGCAGAAAUGGAUAAAAAAUAUCGCAUUAACUGGGCAAGGUUAUGAGUGGUCAAAGGGCGACAGAGUCUGCAGUGCUCACUUUGUUGGUGGCAGGAAGCUCGGGAACAACAAUGUACCAUCCAUUUUUCCUCGGUGGGACAAAGAACUGGGAAGCCUUGUCUGGCCAGUUGACAUAUCCGCAUUAUUAUAUGAAAAUAAACCACCACCGGUGUGUCCAAAGCGUCUAAAUACGGCCGCUUAUGAAAUUGACCUAAGUCAAGAAAUUUCGUCAUCGGCUGCGACCAUGUCCGCGGAAAGUGACUCAGUCAAUGCUGCUAUCGAAACCGCAAAUGUGGAGCGUUUAGAGAAAGGGAGUGCCGACGUGGAAAAGGAAGAAUUAAAAAGCAGCGUCGAGAGAUUUGGGGCAAAACGAUUCAUGUACUCCGAUUCGGACAUCAGAUUUUUUACUGGAUUACCAGAUUAUAAUACUUUCCUUGCCAUCUACAAUUUUGUGAAACCAAAACCAGGGUUCGUCUUGAAUUAUUAUAAUGGUUAUAGCAAUAAAGCAAAAGAUCCUUCGUAUGUGAAUGCCAGAGGGAGGCAAAGAACCCUUGAAGACAUUGAUGAACUGUUCUUGACUUUAAACAGGCUGAAACUUGGUCUUUUGGGGCAGGAUCUCGCAGAAAGGUUUGGUUUGAAGCAAAAUGUGGUGUCUCAGAUAGUUUGUACCUGGAUUGAUAGAUUGGAUUAUUGUCUUUGUCAGCUAAACUUAACAACUAGUCAUCAGAAUAUGGAGAAGCACUUACCAUCUUGUUUUAAGGGAGAGUACAAGGACACAUAUUUGAUAAUAGACUGCACAGAAAUCUUUAUUGAAAAACCAUCUCAAGUUAUACAACAAAGUGCGACAUGGUCAGAAUACAAAAGCCACAACACUGGGAAGGGCCUUAUUGGCAUUUCACCCACUCUGUUGCCUGUAUUUGCAUGUGACAUUUAUCCAGGAAGUAUUUCAGAUGAGGAGAUUGUAAAACAAAGUGGUAUAUUAAAGCUUGCUCACCAUGGCGACAGGUGGUUAAAAGGGAUAAUCCCUAUCCGUUAUGAACAUCUUUCGUCCAAAAUGUGGAAGGUGUGUUGCAGACUAACUGCAUUUCUUCCACCUCUUGUUUGUAAUGAACAAUUCCAGAGAGAGGAAUGA